Melanotaenia boesemani (Boeseman's rainbowfish) is the source of this 4770-nucleotide messenger RNA. RefSeq names its product RAB11 family interacting protein 1 (class I) b (gene rab11fip1b). Gene Ontology annotation, molecular function: small GTPase binding. The record is from RefSeq and is a predicted model, not a curated record. Gene Ontology annotation, biological process: regulated exocytosis. The transcript has 6 exons. Gene Ontology annotation, cellular component: intracellular membrane-bounded organelle. Lineage: Eukaryota; Metazoa; Chordata; Actinopteri; Atheriniformes; Melanotaeniidae. The coding region runs from base 561 to 4292 and encodes 1243 amino acids.
CUCAAUCCGGAGCCUAUCAGAUGUGACCGGUCAGGUAUCCUGUCCUCUUCUCAAGUGGCAGAAUUUGUAGCUCGGAGAUGUCUUGGAGGACGUUGCUUUGUAAUUGUUAAAACUUAUGGAGACAGUUUGGAAAUAUUGGAAUUUGCUGUUUUUAACUGUCCUUCCAUUAAAGCACUGUCUAAACGGGUACAUGCACAAUCUAAAUACACUAUUGUAAUUAUUGAUGAAGGAUAAUGCUCACUGACAAGUAUAAAAAAUGAUCAAGAGUGGUUUGUUGCUUCCAGUAAUGACCACAGUGUGAGUUACACGUCCCAACGCGCCAAGUUGGUUUUAGAAGUCAUGUUACCACCUGUUAAUUUUGGGGGAGUGACUUGUGUAAACCAGGGCCCCCUCUCGGUAUGGCCACGCCUAAUCAUCUGGUUCCUGAAGUUCAGUGUAGCUCCUGCACAAACUUUUCCGCUCUCCCGUCUAGUCUCACGCUGAGCCUAUUAUAGCCCCGUGAUUCCUUCUGGGAUUUAAUUCUUCAACGGGCGCUGAUCCAUCAAAAAGGUGGUGUCAGCAUGUCUUUGGCGGAUCAACAAUGGUGUCCCACAAGCGUCCAGGUAACGGUACUCCAAGCCAGAGGCCUCAGGAUAAAGGGGAAAAGCGGCACCAACGACGCAUACGCAGUCAUGCAGCUGGGUAAGGAGAAGUUUCAGACAUCAGUGGUGGAGAAGAGCGUGGCUCCUGUGUGGAAGGAGGAGGCCACCUUCGACCUGCCGCCGCAGCUGCAGGGAGCUGGUGGAGGAGGCGGCGCGGAGCGUAGCACGCUGCACGUCCACGUCCUGCACCGGGCCUUGGUGGGCCCAGACAAGCUGCUGGGGCAGGCUGUCUUCAACCUGCCGCAGCUAAGUGAGGACGAAACCCGCAACAAGAUCGAGUGGUUUAAGUUACUGGACAAGACUGGGAAACCAGAUAAAGACCGAGGGGAAGUCCUUGUGGACAUCCAGUUUAUGAGAAACAACAUGACUGCCAGCAUGUUUGACCUCUCAGCUGCUGGAAAAUCCCGUUCUCGCCUGGGCAAGUUCAAGGACAAAGUUCGUGGUAAGAAAAAGGAGUCGGACUCUGCGUCUAGUGUGGUGCCAUCCCUCCCUCAGGUUCUGACGGACAGUGAGGAAGAGGAGGGAAAUGGAGACGGAGUGGAAGAAGCAAGCAAGAAUGGAAAAUCAAAGAAACAUAAGAUGAAGUCUUUGUUUUCUCCAAAGUCCAAUCUACAGAGGAACAUGUCUCAGUCCAUGUCUGUUCUGCCUGCAAAAAACUCUUCGCUAAGCGGCAGUCAAUCAUCUGGUCUUAAUGUGGACUCGUCUGAGGGUAAAAAGAAGUUUAAGUUUAUGAUACAUAAACGCUCCAGUAGCUCAGAUAUCAAGGAUUCAUCUUCUGGUCAUCAAAAAUCGGUUCCUGUGGAGCAGAGUAACUUGUGCAUCAAUGGCAGCCAUAUUUACUGUGAAGAACCGCCUCCUCGGACCUCUCGCACUGGCUCCAACUACAGUCUGGCCAGUUCAGGCCAUGGAUCAAUGGAGGAUGUCCCAGACAACUCUCCUCCAUCUGUGGAUUCGUUACGGGCAACAAGGCAGUAUUCACCUUGGAUGGAGGAGGAAGAAGAUGAGGAAGAAAAAGCUGAAAAUAUACAGGAGAAUGUGGAUGAGUCAAAAAGGGAGGAAGAGGAAAGAAUCAAGAUGGAGAAGGAGGAGAGGAGAAGAAUAGAAGAGGAAGAAAAGACUCUUCACAGACAAAAAGAGCUUGAAAGUUUAGCUGAGGAAAAAUUGAGACAAGAAGAAGAGAGUAAAAAACUUAAAGAGAAAGUUAAGAGGGAUGAAGAGGAAAGAAUUAGGAAAGAUGAAGAAAAUAAGAGAAAGGAGGUAGAGAAGAGGAAAAGGGAAGAAGAGGAAAGGAUUAGGAGAGAAAAUGAGCAGAGGAGGCAAGAGGAAGAGGAGAGGGCAGAACAGAAGAGGCAAGAAGAGCGUAAAAUGGCUGAGGAGAAGAAAUUGAAAGAAGAAGAGGAGAGGAAGAUAGAAGAACAAUUUAAAUUGGAAGAAGAGCAAAAGAGGAAGGAGGAGAGAGCUAAAGAGGAGAGGAAACGACAAAAGGCAGAGGAGGAGAUGACGAGAAAACUGGAAGAACUGAAAAGGCAGAGGGAGGAAGAAGAGAGGCUUAAGCAAGAAGAGGUGAAGAGACAAGAGGAAGCAAUAGCAAGAAAAGAAAAGGAAGAAUUUGAGAGAUUGAUGGAAGAAAAGAGAAAGAUAGAGGAGGAGAAGAAAAGGAUUGAGGCAGAGGAGAAACUUAGAAUGGAGGAAGAGAUGAAAAGGAAAGAUGAGGAAAGGAGGAGAGAGGAAGAGCUUGAGGAAAAGAGGAGACACGCGGAACAAGAAAGGAGGAGAAUUGAGCAAGAUAAAAUGCAAAGGGAAGAAGAGGAAAGGAUUAGGAAAGAGAGGCUGAAACAAGAAGAAGAGACUCUAAGGCAACAACAAGAGGAGGCCAAGGAGAAAUUGAGGCAAGAGGAAGAAGAGAGAAGAAUGGCAGAAGAAGAGAAAGUUAAAAGGGAAGAAGAGGAAAGGAUUAGAAGAGAGGAGGAAAUGAGACGAAAGGAACAGGAUAUGCUAAGGAGACAAGAGGAGGAGAGGUUGGCAAAGGAGAUACUGAGACAAAAGGAAGAAGAAAGAAAAAAGUUUGAAGAAAUGGUUAAAAGGGAGGAAGAGGAACGUAUUAAAAAGGAGAUGAGAGAAAAGGAAGAAGAGAAGACUAGGAAGGAAAAGGAAGCAGCUGAGAGAUUAGCAAUGGAGACAAAAAGGCUACAGGAGCAAGAGAAGAGGAGGAUUGAAGAAGAAGCAAGAAAGAAGGAAGAGGAGAGGAUUAGGAGAGAGGAGAGCGCUGAGAAGGAAAGGAAAGAAAAGGAGGCAAAGAAGCUUGAGGAGGAGAUUUUAACAAGAGAAGUAGAAGAGUGUGAGAAGAAGGAAAGUGGAACAAAAGAUGAAGGGAAAGCUGCAGGGAACAAAUCCAAAGUAAGCAGUCCUACAGAUAUCACUUCCAAUAAUCCGUUUGAUGAGAAUACUUCAGUGGAAAUACCCAGCUCUUCUUCUGGACCUCACAGUCACAAAGCUCAAGAGGAAACUGUCCAGGAAAGAUGUUGGUCGUCUGUGUCAGUAGCAGGAAGCAGGGCUGGUUUUGCUAAUGAAAAGGUCCCUGUUAGUACUCAACGAGAAAAGAGACCAGCUCCUCGGCCCCCAGGAAAGAAUCAAGCAGAAAGACGGAGUCAAGACUGGCAGGAUGUGUCAGAAAUCAAGCAAACCAAAGAUAAAACUGUCAAAACUGUCAGUGUCCUCCCCCAACGCUCUGUGCAAAUUAUAACUCCUCAGAGUAAGUCUACUACAGAUUCAGAGAACACCCAGAGUGUGACGCAAAGCAAUGAUGCCAAAAUAACAUCAGCAAGGCACGGUAAACGUCCUGCACCGUCCAGACCUCCUUCUGUUGAAGAGCCUUCAACCGAGUCCAAAACAACUUUGUCCCACCAAGGUGUCUUGGAGACUAAACAAUCUGCUUAUGGCAUGAACCCAUUUGAAGAUGAUGAAGAUGAAAAUGAGCUCACAGCUCAAGAUGAUACAGCAGUCUCUGGUCCAGUACACUGGCCUCCUAUCAUGCCACAAAAUGCUGACAAAGAUGCUUCCUCUCAGGUGAAAGUCAAAUCAUUAAAGAUGGCUCAUGCUCCCCCGCCUCCUGCUAAGAAUGACACCACAUCUAGCAAUUUAAUCAACCAUAACAAUGAUGGAGGUCACAUUACAGGAACAUCUAGCGCAACUGUAGCAAACGGAGCACGGGAUCCACAGUCAGAGGCCAGAAAUGGUGUGAAUGUCCUGGAGAGUCCAAACCAAGGGUUGCAGCAGACAAAAGUGAAGACUAUCAUGGUGGCAGGUGUAAAAGAAGAUGGGCCUUCAAGUUCACGCAGGCUUCAACCUGUAAAACCUCUUAAUCCUCCUGAGCAGCAGUCUGCCUCAGUUCAAGUGGAAAAUAACAAAUCUGCAGGAAUUCUCAGUGGAAACCAGGCUAAAACGAAGGUUGACAGUGGACUGGCAGGCCCAUACUCCCAGCUGACUCGGGAGGAGCUGAUCUCACUGGUGUUGAAACAAGAGAACCAGCUCUCUGACAGAGAUAAAAAGAUAUCGGAGCUGGAACAGUACAUUGACAACUUACUUGUGCGGGUCAUGGAAGAGAAACCAAGUAUCCUGAUGUCCAUGAGCGCACUAAAGAAAGCCAUCUAAGUGGAUUCAUAGCUGACUGAUGUUCAGUUCAGAGCGCUGAUUUUACUUACUGCAGUUCUACACCACAAUCUUAUUUCAAAGAUUUGUUGGGCUCAUUAGUAGAACUGGAGUAUCUGGAGAAUUAAAACUUUGAAUUCAGUCUGAAGAAAUAAUCAAUUUAAAUGUGUUUCUCAUAUGAUACUAUGAAGGAACAUAUCUUCUAUGUAUGCAUUCUUGGCUUUAAUGUUGAGCAUAUUCAUGGAAAAAACUAAAUCUUUUUUCCCUUCUCUUGAGGACCAGCAUUUUCUACUGUAAAACUGCACUUUUUCUAUUUUUCCUGAAUGUCAGUGGUUUACAUGAUUCUGCAAACUCCAGAAAAUAGCACUUUAAUUACCGUACUUUAUUCUUGCAAUGAACACUGUACUUUACUGAACUUUUGUAAAGGUUACUGCUUUAACUGCUUAAAAAAUUUGUAAAAUAAAAUGAGGCAUUUAAACAA